AUGAGGAAGGAUGAAGCUUCCAGUAGUCAUCGAUCGGUCAACUUUGGCCAGAUGAUAAAGUCAGCGGUUCUUUAUAGCCCAGAGUUAAUCGGUCAACCAUGUUACGAUAGUGUGAAUGAAUCACGUUUGUGCAAGAGCACCGAUUAUCUGAAAGAUACUACUAAGACCCCCUCCACCCCACGGAUAACCGGUGCCCUUGUAGAGGAGCCGUUUUGGGAUCUCUUGGAGUUAGGGGGCAGUACCUGUGAUACCCUGAGGAAGUUGGGAAUGGUUAAUUUUCCUAAGAUGCGCGACUGA
This is a messenger RNA of Opisthorchis viverrini, 297 nucleotides long. RefSeq lists its product as hypothetical. The transcript has a single exon. The record is from RefSeq and is a predicted model, not a curated record. NCBI's taxonomy places the organism in Eukaryota, Metazoa, Platyhelminthes, Trematoda, Opisthorchiida, Opisthorchiidae. Bases 1 to 297 code for a protein of 98 amino acids.